Molecule: messenger RNA, 1851 nt
Organism: Quercus lobata
Lineage: Eukaryota; Viridiplantae; Streptophyta; Magnoliopsida; Fagales; Fagaceae
Product: pentatricopeptide repeat-containing protein At1g12775, mitochondrial-like
Exons: 1
Coding region: 232-1569 (445 amino acids)
Molecular function (GO): protein binding
Source: RefSeq, a predicted model, not a curated record
GUUGUGCACUUGUGUUACAGAGGACAGCACCGUGUGCCUCUGUCUGGUUAUUGUGUGGGUGGGAGGCAGCAAGCCAGCCAAGUCAGUCAAUCCAACUCUCCAUGUAUUGACCACCCAUCAGUCUCAAAACGAAGCAGCCUCCUUCCUUUGAAGUACUCGACCCACACCGACAUCUAAACCCGACCCGAAUUGUUUGCUUCUUCUCCUUCUUCUUCGCGUUCUGCAAAAAAAAUGGGUACGGCUUCUGCUAAAUCAAGAAAAGCUCUUGUGUUUAUAUUCAAUCGCUUGAUUAUUAGAGUGACUGUUUCAUUUCAUGCUCUAACUUAUUAUUGUUAUUACUAUUCCACUCUUGCUCAUGCUCAAACUAGUAGUAGUUGUUAUAGUAGUAGUGGUAGAGAAAAUGUGGAUAGUACCCAUAAUCAGAAUCAGAAUCUGUUCCUGAAAUCUGUGAGACAUCAGUGCAAAUCUCGAGCCUUUAGGAAUCUCGAUCACGCCUUAAACUUGUUUGAUACAAUGCUUCACAUGCGCCCUUUGCCUUCCAUUGACGAUUUCAAUCACAUGUUGGGUGCAAUUGCAAGAAUGAAGCAUUACACGGUAGUCGUUGCUCUAAUUAAGCAAAUGGAGUCAUUGGGUGUGUCUCCUGAUGUUUAUACUGUGAAUGUUUUGAUUAAUUGCUUUUGUUGUUUGAACCGGGUUGAUUUCAGGUUCUCUAGUUUAGGAAGAGUUUUGAAACUUGGUUACCAGCCGGACUGUAUUACUCUAAACACUCUUGUAAAGGGGCUGUGUCUUCAGGGUAAUAUUGCUGGAGCCGUGAGGAUGGUAGAUGAAUUGGAGAAGAAAGGUUAUGAGCUUGAUGUAAUUACUUAUGGAACGAUAGUUAAUGGUUUGUGUAAGGCAGGUGAGACUAGUGUGGCUAUUGGGUUGCUCAGGAAGAUCGAAAAAGGGAAUGUUGAACUUAAUGUGGUGCUUUAUAGUGCAAUCAUUGAUAGUUUGUGUAAGGAUAGAUUGGUAAUUGAGGCUUUGAAUCUUUUUUCGGAAAUGUUGAGUAAAAGCAUUCGGCCAGACCUGGUCACUUACACGUGUUUAAUCCAAGGUCUAUGUAGUUUUGGCUGGUGGAAGGAGGCUACUUAUUUGUUGAAUGAGAUGACACAAAGGAAAAUAACGCCAAAUGUGCAAACCUUUAGCAUAUUGUUGGACACGCUUUGCAAAGAGGGGAUGUUGGCAGAGGCAAACAAAGUUUUUGAUUUGAUGAUUCAAAGAGGCAUUGAGCCCAACACAACCACUUUUCAGUCUUUGAUUGAUGGUUAUUGUUUGCAAAACAAAAUGGAUGAUGUAGUCAAAAUAUUUAAUCUGAUGAUUGAGAGGGGUUGUUUGCUAGAUGUUGUUAGUUAUAACAUAUUGAUUAAUGGAUACUGCAAAAAUAAAAGAAUUGAUGAUGCAAUGAGUCUCUUUCAUGAAAUGUCUAAUAAGGGAGUGAUUCCUAAUGUUGUAACUUACACGACUCUUAUAGGUGGGUUUUGUCGACUGCAAAGAACUCAGGAUGCACUUGAGCUGUUCUAUAAGAUGUGAGCUUAUGAGAUACAUCCAACUCUUCAGACUUGUGCUGUUUUGUUAGAUGGUCUUUGUAAGAACAAACAAAUUUUUGAGGCGAUGAAAUUGUUUCAGGAGAUGGAAGACAAAAAGUUAGACCAUAAUAUUGUGAUUUACAGCAUCUUGAUUGAUAGUUUGUUUAAUGCUGGGAAAUUUACGACUGCAAAAGAACUCUUUUAUAGUCUUGCCACCAAAGGGUUGCAACUUGAUGUUUGGACUUACACUAUUAUGAUCAAAGGGCUUUUCAAAUAUAGAAUAAUA